AUGUCUAACAAAUAUAUUCCAAACAAAAUUGUAACAAUACGACAAUCAAAACCACCAUGGAUACACAACGACAUACGCAAAUAUAUCAGAAAAAGAAAACGUGCAUAUGACAAAGCCAAAAUAUCACAAAACCCUCGACACUGGCAAGCAUACAAACAGCUUAGAAACAAAACAACUAACAUGCUCAGACAAGCCAAACACCACUUAUCUCUAAAGAUUUCAGAUAAAUUAAAACAGCCAGAUCUUAAAACAACAGACUAUUGUAGAAUACUUAAACAAUUCAUUGCACCCACUAAUAAAUCAAGCAUCGAUACAUUACAUGAUAAUGGAAACAUAGUCAUAGACAACACAGACAAAGCCAACCUUCUGAACAAUUUCUUUCAAGCCCAAACACAACUCAACGAUCAGAAUAAAACACUUCCACCACUACAUGUAAACCCAGAUGAAAAUGUCCUUACUAACAUUCAAAUCACAGAAGACGAAGUAGAGAUUACACUUAUAUCACUUAAUACAGGCAAAGCAUCAGGUCCAGACAACAUAAACAGUAGAAUACUCAAAAAACUCUCCGACGAAAUAGCAAGUCCUUUAUGCUCUCUUUUCAACAGAUCUCUUCAUAUAGGAAAGUCAGGCUUUGUUCCCAACGACUCAACUUCCAAUCAACUUGUCUCUAUCUACAACUCUUUCUGUCAAGCCCUAGACGAGGGCAAAGAGGUCAGGGCUGUAUUUUGUGACAUUUCGAAAUCAUUCGACCGAGUUUGGCAUCGUGGUCUCCUUCAUAAACUGGAAUCAAAAGGAAUUUCAGGUCAGCUUCUUCUGUGGUUCAAGGACUAUCUAUCUGGUAGAAGGCAGAGGGUCGUUCUUUGUGGUUUCUAUUCUGAAACUGUACUUAUAUCUGCUGGUGUUCCACAAGGUUCCAUCCUUGGUCCUCUUCUUUUUAUUCUCUAUAUCAACGACAUCGUUACGGACAUCGGUUCUACUAUUUGUCUUUUUGCUGAUGACACAAGCCUCUACAUAACUGUUGAUGAUCCUAUACGAUCAGCAAUUACACUCAACACAGAUCUCAAUACUAUCACAAACUGGGCCGAAAAAUGGCUAGUUGACUUCAAUCCAAACAAAACAACAUUUUUUGCUCAUUUCACGAAAACACAACAAACCAUAUCACCCUCCUCUAUCAAUGAAUGGCAUAGUUAUAGCAGAAGUAAAGUCUCACAAGCAUCUAGGGGUCACAUUUUCUCACAAUGGAACUUGGCAUGA
This is a messenger RNA of Mercenaria mercenaria, 1254 nucleotides long. RefSeq lists its product as uncharacterized. The record is from RefSeq and is a predicted model, not a curated record. Lineage: Eukaryota; Metazoa; Mollusca; Bivalvia; Venerida; Veneridae. The transcript has 2 exons. Bases 1 to 1254 code for a protein of 417 amino acids.